UAUAACCUAAGCACCCUCCAAGGACCUGGCUGAGGACGUUGGCAACUGGCUCCAUGCCGCCAGUGACACGUCCAAGGUUGUGCUGGUCUGAGUAUAACUCUUCCUCCGCCAGGUCCAUGUUCUCCUGCAGGGCUGUCUUCAAACAACCAUGAAGAGCAACCAGGUUUGAAGUCACGAGGGAAGUCACUCACUGUAACCGUGUCCCAGUGAGUGACAAAGGAUCAUCAAUGUGACAUCCACCAGGAAAGCUUUCAGAAAGGACUAGUGGACCAACGUCGGUUGGCGACUUCUACCAAAUAAGAUUUUUAUCAUCCUAGACGUGACAGAAGGAAACGAAUAUGAGAGUGGAUGAGAAGCAGCUAUAAUCAAACUGCAAUCGAAUCAUAACCUGACCACGAAACGAGCAAUAAAUUAUCAUUUUAGGGAACAAGGGAGGACGUAGAGACGGUCAAGUCCUACAAGGUGAUGACCAACGGGGAAGCCAACUCCCAGCCACAAGCUCCUUGUACUUCUACCAAUGGUCACUCGGCUUCGUUCUGGAACGGCCAAGACAGGAUCCACGAGCCUACAGAAACCUACGACGCCAAUCAGAAUAAUGCCAGGUCGUGCCCACUGGUUGAGCAACACCAGGGAAAGGCGGUUCUCAGAACGCUUAUUCAACUCCCCGUCGAUGCGGUCUUCAACUUGCUCUUCCUCCACAACGAGUUUAUGGCCGAGGUCCUCGCCGCCAGGAAUGUGUCUGACAUCGUGGUGACGCCGUGGGAGGCGGCGGAUGCUGGCAAGAGAGUCCGGGAGAUGAGCUACACCAUGUUCCUCUCCAUCUCUAACUUGGCCUCCAAGGCCGCCAGUGUCACUGAAAAACAGGUUGUGCAGGAGAGCCUGGCAGGAGAAACGUACGUGGUGGAGACAGAGGCGACCAACACAGGCAUUCCCUAUGCCGAUGCCUUCACUGUGUGUAACCACUACUGCCUCUCACGGAGCUCCGCCGACUCCACCAUUCUUACCGUCUGGUCCCUCGUCAAGUACAAGAAGAACGUCUGGAACUUUGUCAAGGGAAUGCUGGAGAAAAACGCGUACAACGGGAUAGAUGCGCUGAUGCUGGAGCUGCAGGCCAGACUGACUGUAGAGGCUGAGAAGGUGGCCAACACGACAGGUAUACCCCGUAAACGACUCCAAGCACACCGUGACAGACGCCGACCCCAUACCCACAAGCAAAACGCUAAAAAGGGAGCAGAAUCGCCUCCACCGUUAAAUCCGUUUGCUGCGUGGUUGGGGUUUGCGAUGGUGGUAGCGUUGGUCGUGCUGGUGAUGGGCAACGCUGUUCUUUAUACCAGACUCUCUCACCUGGAGCACCUGGCCCGCCUCCAGCAUCUUAACCAAGGCCAACCCUCACAAAGGUCCCCAGGGGCGACGGAGGCGUGGGCUGAGGACAUCCUGCGGCGUCAAGAGCAGAUCCAGUACCAUCAAGAACACAUCUGGAAGACACAGAUAGAACACGUUUCUCUCAAGCUGCAGGAGGUGCAAGAAUCUCUUGAAUUGCUGCUGUCGAUGGUCCCAGAACAUCAGCAGAGCCUUAGAGACAUCCUUCGUGACUCGUGCUUACAGCCAGAAGUCUACCUUCAGGAAAAGAGCAGCCAAGUUGAACGGGUGGAGAUAGAGAGCAGCCUGAAGUCGUAAAUCAAACGCAUUGAUAGAUCAUAGGCCGAGGUCAACUACCGGCGGGCGGGCCUAGUCUUGAGCUGUAAUGAUAUAAAUUAAUCUCAAACUAUAUCAUGUGAAUUAUUUAUUUAUGUAACGUUUAUCCUUGGUUUUCUGUACUUAUAUUUAGUGUAAUUAUACGAGGUUAUUGUCCUUAUAUCUGGUCAAC
Messenger RNA from Procambarus clarkii (red swamp crayfish), 1867 nucleotides. Its product is annotated as protein Aster-C. The record is from RefSeq and is a predicted model, not a curated record. Gene Ontology annotation, cellular component: plasma membrane; endoplasmic reticulum membrane; endoplasmic reticulum-plasma membrane contact site. Lineage: Eukaryota; Metazoa; Arthropoda; Malacostraca; Decapoda; Cambaridae. Gene Ontology annotation, biological process: intracellular sterol transport. Gene Ontology annotation, molecular function: sterol transfer activity; sterol binding.